Larimichthys crocea (large yellow croaker) is the source of this 4925-nucleotide messenger RNA. It is a transcript of the gene mtcl3a, whose product is annotated as MTCL family member 3a. The record is from RefSeq and is a predicted model, not a curated record. The coding region runs from base 292 to 3870 and encodes 1192 amino acids. The transcript has 7 exons. NCBI's taxonomy places the organism in Eukaryota, Metazoa, Chordata, Actinopteri, Sciaenidae.
CCUCGUCUCUGUGAGGAUAUGGAAGGGACCAAAGCGUCCAGUCCUGUCGCCUGUGUGAGCACAGCGGUGGCUGCUGCUGCUGUGCCGGGAGAUUUGGCCGGGUUUGGAUAAUUGGCGCAUUUAGUGUGCCAGCACUUCUUAGACGGGACAUAUGGGAAAGUGAACUGUAACAAUAAUAAUUUGAACUUUACACAGCAGAAAUGGAUACUUACAAAAUAGCGUGGUGACCAGCUUUUUAAUAUUUUAUCUCAUUUAAGUUGUUUUUAUGUUUUAUUUGAAUGCGCUGGAGGAAUGUGGAGUGCGUUUAUGAACGGUUCGGGACUGCACGGUGGGGGCGGUGCUGGCGGGGGAUACGUCCCGUCUCAGGGAUGGGAGUUUGUGCCGUGCACCAGGAUGGAUAGAGCAGAUAGAGGCAGGGGCAAAAGCCGCAGUCCGCUGAGGAGGAUCUCCUCUCCGCCCACCGUCUUCAGUCAGCUUUACGAGCCCCAGUUCAGCGCUUCUCCGGGUGGUGGAGAAGGUGGAGCAGGGACGCAGCUUGAGGUCCUCAGGGGACAAAUGUGGCCGGGUCCCGAACCCCAGCAGCAGCAGCAGCAAACCCAGCACACGAGGCUUAAAAAGAAAUUUGAGGAACUGAAAAAGAGACACGUACAAGACAAGGAAGGAUGGAUGCGCGAGAAGGAGUCAUUGUUGAGAGAAGUGGCUGAUAUACAAGGAGGAGAGAACAGGAGGAUUCUGCUGGACUUGAAGACAGUUUUGGAUGAAGUGCAGUUGGAGGUGAAGAGAGAGGAGGAGAAGAGGAGUGAGCUCCAGCUGCAGUACACCAGAGACAGAUGUGCCUGGGAGCUGGAGAAGGCUGAGCUCAAAUGCAGGAUUGCACAGUUGGAGGCUAGAGAGGGUGCUGGCUUGAUCGGUGGAGGAGGCCAGGCAGCCGCAAGUCCCAGCUCUGUGGCGUCACGGAGUGCUCGAGAGCAGCACGGCGAGACUUCAACACUCCGCCGGGAGAGGGAAGAGCAGCGGAGGCUCCUGGUGGACACACACUCGACUGCCAUGGACCUGCGCUGUCGCCUGGAGCACAAUGAGAGGGACUGGUCAAGGGAGAAAGCCGAGCUGCUGGAGAGGUUCGACAUGGAGAGGAGGGAAUGGGAGAGUCAGCUGAGGGAUAUGCAGAAGAAAAUAGAAGAGCUGUACUGUGAAGUGAGGGCCAAGCGAGAAGGGACCGGACUGGAUGGCAGGAGGCAGGACAACGAUGAUGCUGCAUAUAGGCUCAGCAUACGCUCAAUCAGCACUGGCUCCAGUCUGCUCAGUGACAACUCUCGCUCAGAGCCACUCAGCAGCAGCAGUCAGUCAGAACCAGUCAGACAUUCACCUUUACCUGGUUUUGGUCACAAAAGAAACAUCAGCGGUUGUGUUGGCACAGAUAGUCACCACUCCACAUGCUUCCAAGCAGACAGCUUCUGUGAAUAUAAUAUUGGCGGACAGAUUACUCAGAAUGACGUUUCACAACCUGAGCCGGUUGAUGAAUUCAAAUCCAGAGGCACUUGGGAGCAAGACGCAGUCACUGAUAUCGAGGAAGCUGUGGAUACAACAGAGCUGGAUGCUAUUUUUCAUGGAGCUCCUGGACAUUGGGUGCCACAGAAAAAUGUCUCUAAAGAUGAUGAAAAAAAUGUCCAUGUUAGUCCUCAAGAAAGUCCUCGUUGGUCAGAGCGGAGCUGUGGCAGCGACAAGAAGAAGAACACCACUGCUCUCAAUGCUGCUCUGAAGGAGAUUGCCCGUGUAAGCGAGGAGCUUUGUAGCUACCAAGACGAGAUCAGAAAGAAGAGCGAGGAUAGGAGGAAUCGAUCUGAAUCCUUGUGCCUACCUGAGGAGAGCGAGAGGCUGUUUGGCCAUGAUAAAACCCAACUGGAGGUUGAUGAAACCCCCUGCGACCUCAGCCAGAUAUAUGAUGACCUUCGGGCCUUGGAGAGGGAAAACUGGAUCACCUUGUCACCAGAUAACACCUGGCUGGUAAACAGAGGCCUGAGCAAAUCCCGCACAGCCAACAGCGCUGAUCCAGACAGAGAAAAACAGACCAGCCCCGGAGUACUCUCUGAGAUUGAUACAGCAGCUCCACCCAUCCCUCCCCGCAUCUCCUCUUGGAAUCUGAGUACACCCACCCAUCCAGACACAGAACUUCACAUCCCAGAAACCCCUGUGACGACAGUAAGGAAGUGCCAUAGCCCUUGUGUUCUGAUAGACAGAAAGUGUAGCAGCCCAUCUAUCGUCAGGAAGUUUGGGGCCAUGCUACAAGAAAAUGAAGGAAAAGUUUUAAUAGAUGGUGUGGUAACAUCAUGCGCUGUGGCUGCUAACCCAAAAUGUAAUAUUGGCUGCUGCCACAACCGCUGGUCCUGCGAUGCAAGCAAGUUUACUAACAGCAAGCUGUCCACACACGGGACUGUCCAGAAAAGCUUCUCUGAAGUCAACAUAUUGACUGCUGGAAAAGAUUACAGACCUAGUGUUGGGGACUUAAAAGAGCUACAAAUGCCUCCGAUUGUCAAAGAAUUACCUGUAGAUUUGCUCUUGUCCUCUCUCGAAAUAUCAUCUCCCAUCCCCAAACUUCAGGGCUCCAAAAGAAAUAUAAUGCUGGAACAAAAAACAGCAGAGUUCAACAGAACUUUGUUUCAGGCUGAGAUGGGUCGUGGUGUAAAGGAAGACGGUUUUACAGUAAAAGAUGGCUGCUCUGUGGGUUGCCAGCCAGUCUUUCCAGCAACUUGUGCAUCAGAUGAGUUUUUAACUCCCAAGGAGACUAAACUUCAGCCACAUUGUACUGAUGUCACCACCAGCAUCAUAGAAUCACAUCCUGAAGUCACAUUACCUUUCUCUACCUCGGAUUCCACAAUUCACGAGGUCCAACUGAGGAGAACUAAAUGUGGUCCUGAAGGUCAAGAGGUCAGAAUGAACCUCUCAUCUGAACAGCCACAGACUGGACUCAAAGAGGCAACCACCAUAGCCUCUCAGAGUCCUGCACACCAUUCUGAGGUCAAGCACAAAGUUCAAACAGCAAGCAGUCCUUCCAGGAAAACACAAAACAGAGCGGCCACAGAGGUUCUCUUUUCUGAGCCUGUCUUGCCUGCGAGUACCCAGCCAGGUCAGAAUGUGGACGGUUCCAGCUCCAAGAAUGAGAAUCCCAGCGGAGCAAAGCCACAGCCAUCCAGAGUUGGUGCUGAGCACAAACCAAGAGAGAUGACACAGCCAAGGCAUGUGUCUGUUCCUCCUUCCCAGACUGACUCCUCCAGAGCUGGAACCCGAAUGAUGAAAGACCAUCCCUGGAAGCCCCUCACUCUGGCUGCCUACCCACGGCCCGAGGGCUCCAGGUCCAACUACGGGGCAGUGGAAAGGAUUCUAAAGAAUUAUGAGAGCGCAGCCCGGGCUCAACAGAACCAGAGCCAGCAGGACGGGGUGUCUUCAAGUCCUAACAUCAGUAUCAGGCAGGAGGAGACGGUCACAGAACUGGACAUGCUGGACAUGGACCCCCUUCCCUUACCUCCCACUCUGAGACACACACAGACUUCACACACCUCACAGAUGCACAGCACACACGCACAGCUCAGCAGCCACAAUGCCAUGAGUGUGAAAGAGUUGCAUCUAACAGUGCAGGAGAACGAAGAGUCGUCCGUCUCCUCUUCCUCCCACCAGAAGAACUUCUCGAGGCCUGCCCGUCCAGCCAACCGACGCCUCCCCUCCCGGUGGGCCAGCCGCUCCCCCACUUCCUCCCCCUCCACCUUCUCCUCUCCCUCUACCACCCCUCUUGCACCUCCAUCCUUCCCACUCCACAAACACACUUCCUCCUUUACCUACUCUCACGCCUUUCACAUAGAGACUGUCAUAAUUUGAUCUCCACCUCACUGUGUGACUGAACCAACAAAAAGCCUUUAGUGAACACUACAUUACUGUUGUACAUAAAUGCCAAACCCAGACUGCUUUCCACUCCUACAGACUCAGAAGUGCUUUAGUUGUGAGUUUACCAACUCGCUGUAGAAUGUAUGUGGAACAUAACUGACCACGGAAGAAAAGGAUCUGAAACAGCUUCACGUAUUCAGCAGUAUGCUACAAAUAACCUGCCAGGCAUCAUGUGUAGCCUCAGAAGACAGUGAAAAUAUCACUUUCCAAGGAACGAUCACAUCCAAAGCGUCAUCCAUUCAUGCCAACAGACCAUCUAAAUGGAUUUCCUAUGCUCAGGUCUGGAUUCUAGCCUUCACUAGUGUAGCCUUGCAGAUCAACCAACAACACAGACCCUUCACUAUCCCCUCUGUUCUGUAUACUCUAUUUACACCUUAAAAGUGAUGCUAGCUCAUAUUCAAAUGAUCUAAAAACUUCCAGCCAAAUGAAAUCCAGACUGAUGUAUUUAAUAUGUACUGUAUUUUGUAUUUUGUGUGCAACAUGUUUUGUCUGACGUUGCAUACACAAUAUGCAGCAUCACGUAGGAGUUAAAGGCAGUGGAGCAGAGAUUCCCCCCUAGCGUCGCUCUCAGUGUGCUGAAUAAAGUAGUGUUGGUUUUCUGCCUUCUUGAAUAUUACCUGCCUGGACUGUACCUUGCCUGUGACUGAAACAUGUUUGCUUUAUGACUGGCUUUACAUUUUUCAUGAUUACAGUAAUGCAAAAAUGUGAAUGUGAGUUCCUUUUUUUUUUUUUAUAACUUUGUACCAAAGGCUGGUUUCUUUAUAUGCAUUUUCCUGAUUUGAAAAUGAAAUGCAUUGUUUGUAAUAGCAUUUUUUUUUCUUUUUUUUUGCUGUACACCCAUUGCUAAUGUUCUCAAAUCAAACUGUGUGUUAAACAUCCUUCAUGGGAGCCUGCUUUUGUGCAUAACAUAAAUAAUGAUUAUGAAAAAAAAUUAAAAAGCCUUUUUUCUACCUUUACUAACUCUGAAUGGUCACAUAUCAGGACAUUAC